Messenger RNA from Quercus lobata, 1284 nucleotides. RefSeq lists its product as uncharacterized. Gene Ontology annotation, molecular function: RNA-DNA hybrid ribonuclease activity; nucleic acid binding. The record is from RefSeq and is a predicted model, not a curated record. NCBI's taxonomy places the organism in Eukaryota, Viridiplantae, Streptophyta, Magnoliopsida, Fagales, Fagaceae. The transcript is spliced from 2 exons. Gene Ontology annotation, biological process: DNA integration. Bases 1 to 1284 code for a protein of 427 amino acids.
AUGGAUAGAAAAUCGGUUGGUGUGGUUUCCUUGCAAGAGCCUUCAUCCUGGAGGGUAUACGUUGAUGGUACGACGAAUCAAAUAGGAUCUGGAAUGAGGCUAGUUCUGAUAUCUCCUGAGAAAAUCACUAUUGAGAAAUCCUUGAGAUUGAGCUUCUCGGCCACAAACAAUAAGGCUGAAUGUGAAGCUCUAUUGGUAGGGAUGACCAUGGUUCAAAAAAUGAGAGGAAAAACAGUGGAGGUCUUCUCAGAUUCAAGAUUAGUGGUGGGUCAAGUAAAAGGAGAGCUAGAAGCCAAGGAUGCGAGAAUGCAAGAAUAUUUAAGUCAGGUUAAGCAUUUGAAGUCGGGGUAUGAAUCUUUCAACUUGCAGAGUUUUCCUCGGGUUAUCCUCGUUGAAGACUUGUGUAAGCCUACUAAGAUGAAGAGUAAGGUGGUCCAUAUCCAUCAAAUUAGGGUGGGACCUAGCUGGAUGGACCCCAUAGUUUUGUUCCUCAAGGAGGACAUCUUGCUCGAGGAAGAAUCAGAGGUUGACAAGGUGCAGAGAAAGGCUCCUCGAUUUUAUCUGUUCGAGGACCAAAAGUUAUACAAGUGCUCCUCUUUCGGACCAUAUUUGCUGUGCAUACACCCUAAGACAAUGGAGCUACUCCUAGAAGAGUUACAUGAAGGGAUUUGUGGAAGCCAUACUGGAGGUAGAUCUUUAUCUCAUAGGGCCCUCAGGGAUAUUGGUGGUCAAAUAUGUAAAGGGAAGCACAAGAGGCCCUUCCCUAAGACAACAGAGAAUAAGAGAUGGUUGCUGGUCGGCACAGAUUACUUCACCAAAUGGGUUGAAACUGAACCACUAGCGAAUAUCAAGGAUAUGGAUGCCAAGAGAUUUAUCUGGAAAAAUAUUGUCACUCAGUUUGAGAUUCCUUAUACACUCAUCUCGUACAAUGGUCUUCAGUUCGAUAGCAAAGCCUUCAGGAGGUAUUGCUGUGACUUGGACAUAGCAAAUAGAUAUUCCACCCCGGCAUAUUCACAGGGGAAUGGACAGGUCGAGACUGUUAAUAAAGUCAUAGUGAGUGGGCUCAAAAAGAGGCUGGAUGAUGCAAAAGGAAAAUGGGUGGAGGAGUUGCCACACUUCCUUUGGACAUAUCAGACUACACCUCGUAGGUCCACUAGGAAGACGCCAUUUUCAUUGACUUAUGGGGUCGAGGCUGUGAUUCCUUUGGAGACAGGAUUUCCAAUGCUGAGAACAAGCUCUUUUACUCCGAGCAGCAAUGAUGGCGUACUAUCAACACAAGCUUAA